Messenger RNA from Coregonus clupeaformis (lake whitefish), 1334 nucleotides. RefSeq names its product zinc finger protein 239-like. The annotation marks the transcript as partial. Gene Ontology annotation, molecular function: RNA polymerase II cis-regulatory region sequence-specific DNA binding; DNA-binding transcription factor activity, RNA polymerase II-specific. Gene Ontology annotation, biological process: regulation of transcription by RNA polymerase II; central nervous system development. Gene Ontology annotation, cellular component: nucleus. The transcript has a single exon. NCBI's taxonomy places the organism in Eukaryota, Metazoa, Chordata, Actinopteri, Salmoniformes, Salmonidae. The record is from RefSeq and is a predicted model, not a curated record.
GUCACGUUAUAGUAAGCAUAUUAAGAAACACUGCCCUAGUUUAACACAAUGGAAGGUCCCUGGUUGGAUUUAGCUUGGAAUAGAAGUCAGAAGUUAACCAUUUGUCUGAUUUUGUUGAUCACACAGGAGAGAGACGUGACUAUCUUGGAUCCUCUGGGGAGCCUCAACAACAUCAUGAUGCUGAAGAGGCAGUGAAGAAUCUCUCCAGAUCUGAACACCUCAAUAAACCAGAGCGGAGACCCACAGGGAAGAAAUCUCACUGCUCUGAUAGUGGGAAGAAUUGCAAAUCUUCAACAGAACUUAAAAUACGCCAAAGAAGCCACACAGGAGAAAGGCCACACCACUGCUCUCAGUGUGGAAUGAGUUUCUCUAAAUCACAUUCAUUGAAAUCACAGCUGAGAAUUCACACAGGAAAGGAGCCUUAUAGCUGUGAUCUAUGUGGGAAGAGAUUCAUUCGGUCAGCCCACCUGACUGUACAAAAGCGAAUACACACUGUGAAAAAACCAUACCACUGCCCCGACUGUGGGAUUAGUUUUGCUCAUUCAAGUAGUCUGAAAACACACCUGCUGACACACACAGGUCAGAAGCCUUACCACUGCUCUGACUGUGGUAAAAGCUUUACCACCUCAAGUAGACUGAAUAUACACCAGAGAACACACACCGGAGAGAAGAUUUACCACUGCUCAGACUGUGGUAAAAGCUUUACCACCUCAAGUAGACUGAAUAUACACCAGAGAACACAUACCGGAGAGAAGCCUCACCACUGCUCCGACUGUGGGAAGAGUUUUACUCAGCCAAGUCACCUGAUUGCACACCAGGGAACACACACAGGAGAGAAGCCUCACCACUGCUCCGACUGUGGGAAGAGUUUUGCUCAUUCAAGUAGUCUGAAAACACACCUGCUGACACACACAGGUCAGAAGCCUUACCACUGCUCUGACUGUGGUAAAAGCUUUACCACCUCAAGUAGACUGAAUAUACACCAGAGAACACACACCGGAGAGAAGAUUUACCACUGCUCAGACUGUGGUAAAAGCUUUACCACCUCAAGUAGACUGAAUAUACACCAGAGAACACAUACCGGAGAGAAGCCUCACCACUGCUCCGACUGUGGGAAGAGUUUUACUCAGCCAAGUCACCUGAUUGCACACCAGGGAACACACACAGGAGAGAAGCCUCACCACUGCUCCGACUGUGGGAAGAGUUUUGCUCAUUCAAGUAGUCUGAAAACACACCUGCUGACACACACAGGUCAGAAGCCUUACCACUGCUCUGACUGUGGUAAAAGCUUUACCACCUCAAGUAGACUGAAUAUACACCAGAGAACACACACC